AUGGCUACAUUUGCGUCUGAGUAUCGUGUUCUCUCCAAGAAUGAAAAGUCUAAUGACAUGAUUGAACUGAAAAAUGGUUUAGGCUUCAUCUUCAGGAGAACACGUUCUCAGUUCGCAGUUGUUCGUUAUAUGCGUUUUGAUUUAGAGAAACGAGAGGAGGACCAUUUUCAGAGUCUGAUGCAAUUGUUCCUUCCUUAUAGAGCUGACUCAGACCUCAAACCCGAAGGCUUUGAGAUGUUUAGUCAGUUCUAUAAACGUGGUGAGGUGACAUUUAGUGAUGGCUCUGUGCAUUCAGUUAAGAGCGUGGUUGACGAGAACAGGGCAAAGUUUGAUGUAGAUUGUCUUGAUUUGGAGAGAGCUCGGGAGAUUGUCGAGCAAAACGGGAUUGAUGAAGAAGUUUGGGGGGAGCUGUGUCCUGAGCAGGAAGUGGAACACCUUGAAUGUGUAGAGGAAAUGAGACAGCAACAGGAAGGUGAGAAAGGAGAUGAACAGUUAAUGGAAGCAGUGGAGAAUGUUCCAGACUUGGCUGUUGAUAACAGACAAUUAACACAUUUAGAGAGAAACAGGGAAAUUAUGCCUAGAAGUGAGGGGUUAGCUUUGGUUAGGUCUCUGAAUGAGACACAGAUGGCUGUUUUUUAUAAGGUCAGACAGUGGUGUUUGCAGAAGGUGAUGGCUAAAAACCCAGAGCCUAUGCAUGUCUUUGUGACAGGUGGCGCAGGGACAGGGAAAAGUCAUUUAAUUAGAGCUAUUCAGUACGAGGCAGGGAGGCUGUUGUCAACACUUUCUCAUCAACCAGACGGUAUUUGUGGUUUGUUAACAACAGGCAUAGCUGCACACUCUUUAAACACAGCAACAAUUCAUCACACACUGAGUAUUGGCACACACUCUAGUUUACCUUAUACCCCUUUGGAUGAAGAUAAACUAAACUCUCUAAGAGCAAAAUUUAUUCACCUCCAAAUUUUAAUCAUUGAUGAAAUCAGUAUGGUUGAUCACAAUCUGUUGACCUAUGUCCAUGGCAGGUUGAGGCAGAUUAAGCACACUGGUGACUUUUCCCCAUUUGGUAAUGUUAGUGUGAUAGCUGUUGGUGACUUCUAUCAGUUGCCUGCUGUUAAAGGGAAGCCUCUGCAUAACAGUCACGUUGGUGUGGACUUGUGGUGCCGCUUUAGUGUAGUGGAGCUGAAAACAAUAGUUAGGUAGAAGGAUAGCUCAUUUGCAGAGUUGUUGAACAGGUUCCGAGUGCAUUCCAAGAAAACCCCCAUGUUAGAGAGCGAUGUUGAGUUGUUGAAAUCACGUGAGACAGGGGAAGAGAGCUCGGCCUGGCAUAUUUUCCCAACAAAUAUGCAAGUAAAUGAACGCAAUUUCAAUAAGUUGUUUGCCAUGUGUCCUGAUUACAUCAAAAUUGAAGCUAAAGAUUUCAUAACAAACAAGAAAACAGGGAAAUUGUAACGUGGCACUCAUAAUAAUGCACUGGACACAUGUUUAGAACAGACUUUGUGUUUGGCCAAGAAUGAGUGUGUGAUGUUAUGUAAGAAUGUGGAUGUUGAAGACGGUCUGCUCAAUGGAGCAUCUGGCACAGUUACUGACAUGGAUUUUGGUAAAGAUAAAACAUUUCCUCUAAAAAUUUAUGUUAAAUUUGAUGAUGAUAAAAUUGACUAACAGAGGAGGAAGACAUAUGCACAUGCAGCAGUAGAAUGCAGGGAUUCUACUGUUAUUGAUCCAGAGAAGGAGAAGGCCACUAAACGGGGUUGUGUGCGUUUACAGUUUCCUCUGAGGUUAGCGUGGGUGUGUACUGUUCACAAAGUUCAGGGCUUAACGGUAGAUGAGGCUGUAGUGUCAUUGAAGAAGGUGUUUGCACCUGGGCAGGCGUAUGUGGCUCUGAGUUGUGUUAGGGCUUUGUCUGGACCGAUCAUCAGGGAUUUUUACAGAGAAGGCCAUUUACUGCAAGGACACCAUAAAGGAGGCCAUGGAUAGCAUGCCUCCAUUUUUAAUUGAACAGCCAAAGCCUUCAAUAAAUGCACAAAGUUUCUCUUUGUAUUUAAUGAACGUUCAGAGUUUAAGUCGCCACCUGUCAGAUUUGGUGUCUUGCACAGAGCAUUUGCAGCCUACCUGUAUUGCUGUCACAGAAAUGUGGCUCACUGCACAAACCUCAUUAAACAGUGUGCAAAUGCAUGGUUACACUUUCCACAGUCGUCCUCGAGGUUUGUGUUACACCAGCAGUAACCCCAAAUUGUCAGAGCUACAAAAUCUACAACAUGGUGGAAUGUGCAGUGAUGCCCACGUACUUCAGUGAUCAUGAAGGUAUUCUGUGUAGUUUUAGUGUUAAAGAUGAUCAGGGACAGUUAGACGACAUAGAAAGUUUGUUUGUGUUUGAUGAGAGCAGGAUUAAGUUAAUUUGUCUGAGUCAAUCAGCUACAUCGCAGUGUCCCAGCACAAGUGUUAUCGUAUUCAUGUUGUAGUUGUGCUUAUCUGUUGGGUUUUGGAACACACUGACUUGUGUGUUGUUCAUGGUGUGUAGGCUGGCUUUCAUUAUGGAUGUUGUCUUAUUUAGUGUAGAGUCUGUCCCACUCCAACUGGUCAAUCGUGUGUAUAAAUUUCAGAUUUUGUAGUAUUGUGGAGAGAUUUGGGAUUGUUAUGUAUUGUGUGUAUUAUGUGAAAAUGAUCAUGAAAUGGAGAUUUUAGAUUUAUUUAUUAUUAACUUAUUUCUUUGACGGUGAAGCACUUUGUAACUGGUGUUUGUGAAGAUGUGUUAGUCUCUGUUUGCCACAUGAUAGAUGUUGGUCUCUUUUACAACUUUUAAUGUAUAUUCCUGCAUGUUUCAAUUCAUGUUACCUUUAUUCCUGAUGUGUUAAUAUACAACAGUUUUAAUCUUCAGUGAUUUUAAUAUGAAAAGGUCAAUGUCAACUGAACAAAUGUAUCUUAAAAGGAAAUUUUAUUUAAUAACUGAGCUGUAAUGCAUUUCAGACAUUUGUAUUUUUGUCAUUACAAUGUACUACAUGAACUUCAUCUUCAGUAGUUUAAAUAUGAAUUCUUCCUGUUUAUGUGCAGGAACUAUUAGCAAAUCUGUUCUGGAACCCCAAGGCACAGACUCUUCAUUCUGCACGCCUGAGCUGCCAAACAGGACAGUUAAAAAACAUAAAAAAACACACAUUAUUGUCAUUGUUGUUACUGUUAUUUUUCCAUGCUCUCACCUCCCCUUUGCGUCCCCACUAUCUUAUGUUUUCUCUCUCUAUCCUUUUAAACCGCUACAGUUUUAAAGUAAGGUUGCAGCAGGGGACUAGAUCUGACCCCUUGUUUGCAUAGUAAAUCUGUCUGUAGAAUCACUGAAGUUGACUAAGUGGUUUGGUUACCUUUGGUAUUGAAACUCCAGUGUUUGUUUUUGUCUGAAAUGAAUUUCCUGGUUGAAGAUGCUACUGUGAUGGAGUGUCCCCAACCUUCCAACCCCUCAAGUGAUGAUGACUUGUAUCAAGAGGGGUUUUGGGAUAAAAAUCCAUAUGUAUUUUUCUGUUCCGCCAAAAUGGUUCAUAGUAACUGUAGUUUUGCAUAUUUCAUGUCAAAAUCAAUAUCUGUAUCAAAUAAAUGAUAAAUGUCAUCCGUUUAGAUUACAGUUUGUCAGCAGAGACAAAAUUCAGGUCUGCAAAUGUGUUGUUAUUUUUCGUACAUCAGUUGUAAAUGAAAGAGGUUGCUAAAUGUUUGUCUUGAUUAACUUUUGUUUAAACCACAUUUAUAACAGAAAAAUAAAUUGCCAUGUUCACAACGAAA
This is a messenger RNA of Thunnus maccoyii (southern bluefin tuna), 3759 nucleotides long. Its product is annotated as ATP-dependent DNA helicase PIF5-like. The transcript has a single exon. Gene Ontology annotation, molecular function: DNA helicase activity. Gene Ontology annotation, biological process: telomere maintenance; DNA repair. Bases 1 to 1197 code for a protein of 398 amino acids. NCBI's taxonomy places the organism in Eukaryota, Metazoa, Chordata, Actinopteri, Scombriformes, Scombridae. The record is from RefSeq and is a predicted model, not a curated record.